AUGAACGAUCCAAGCACUGACACUGCCACUGGAUUUGCAUAUCUUUUCUCGGGUGAUAUAUCAAUCUUCGCAUUUACACUCCUUACUCCACCGGAUAAGCCGGUCCGGCUGCUCUUCCUUGGAGUGUGGAAGAAGAUGGAACAAGACCAACACCAGAUCACUCAAGUAAACUCCUUCGUCUCCAUCGUCUCUGGAGUCUUUGGGGUAGUGAUCAAGAAUGGGUUAUACCAAGCACUCUCUUCCCAGCUGGAGGCUCCUUUCAGACAAAUCCCAGCCAACAUGCUGGGCUGCUUCCUGGUUGGAUUCUUCACCAACAGCAACACAUCUCUCCAAGUCGUGUUUGACAGUGUAACCAGUCUUGCGUUUUGGAACCAAGCUAUGGCUACCAGCGCUCUCAACGGGAACUGGUUCUUCGCCCUCUCGAGUUUCAUCACAGGUCUCGAGCUCGCUUACAUCUCUUACAAGAUCGGCCUCGACACCGGUCUCAUGUUCCACGACGCAUUUGGAUCGUCCACCGUCGCUCCCGAGAAGAAGAAGAAGAAGAAGAUUUUUGCAGAGCCCAGCAAGUCCGUGGCCGCCACUUCUCUGUGGCUUCUCGUCGCAGUCCUGGCCGUGCUCGAUCACCCAAGAAGAAAACUCUGGCUCGCCUGCCUCGUCGCGCCACUGGGAGCAUGGACAAGGCACGCGCUCUCCGUGAAGCUCAACGAUCAUUGCAAGCUAGAGCUCUUUCCUUUGGGAACUUUGCUCGCUAAUCUCUUAUCCUCGCUCGCCACGCCAGGACUCCUUCUCGUAAAGAUAACGGACCCAGCAGCGAUCGUGCUAGUAGCAACAGUGGACGCUUUCCAGGGAGGAUUCGUAGAUAGCAUGGCUACAAUCUCCACAGUGAUGGCCGAGGCACACUCUCUCCACAAGAACAGCGGCAAAGAUAAAGCCUGGCGAGCAUAUCUUUACGUGCUGUUCACAAUGGUGACUUGUUUUUGCGUGGUGGUGGCGUUAGUGGCGGCCAUCACCUCCAUCCCCACUAAGAGCUUCCCAGCCGUGCCCAACAUCCAGGAAUUCUCAAGCCCAAACGCCACUACUUCAUCACUCUUCCUCGCUUAAGAGCUUCUCUUCACAUAAUAUAGAAGUAGCCAAGUUUAUAUCGGUCAAA
Selaginella moellendorffii is the source of this 1150-nucleotide messenger RNA. RefSeq lists its product as uncharacterized. NCBI's taxonomy places the organism in Eukaryota, Viridiplantae, Streptophyta, Lycopodiopsida, Selaginellales, Selaginellaceae. The transcript has 7 exons. The coding region runs from base 1 to 1101 and encodes 366 amino acids. The record is from RefSeq and is a predicted model, not a curated record. Gene Ontology annotation, molecular function: fluoride transmembrane transporter activity. Gene Ontology annotation, cellular component: membrane. Gene Ontology annotation, biological process: fluoride transmembrane transport.